AGAUAUUUAACGACCAGAGAAUAGUGUGUGAUAUAAAUAUUGAGCUAGAGUAAAAAAAAAAUCCAAAGAUGUGUUAGCAUUGCAAACAAGUAAUCGUUAUUUACUCUUCUAAUCUUCUCAGUUGGCUUGGCGAUGAAAUCAUAAAAUGAAAAAAAAUUAUAACAAAAAAUUGGUUUGCUUAGAAAUUUAAAGCUAAAUGGCAAUAUAUUCAUCAUAUGUGUUGUGAGUGAUUUGACAUUUAUAUUGUUUUCAACAAAAUUUGAGUGAUUUCCAUCGAUGGGAUUUCCGUUGGGUCAUACCAACAAGUAUGACGUAUUAAUUCUGUCAAAAAAAUCUAGAAGAUCAGAAUUUCGUCGAAUAAGUCUUACAUGAAUGCAAUCAAGGGACUCAUAUUCGUAGCUUACAUGGAGCAACGAACAUAUACAACGAAUGAAAAGCCUUAGAUGUUUAGCUCAUUCCAUCGAGAUGUGUAUGUGCAUUAGUAAUCUCUGAUAACAAUUAUCCAUUAAAACAUGCCCUGAUUUGAAUGAUGACUCUUCGAAGAUGAUGCGAAAGAGAAUAUUAAAUAGCAAAAUAUUGAGAAAUGCCAUCAAUUAUAUGUUCGUGUGCGUUUUCCAUUCGCAAUGCGUCGUUCCUACAGUGUGUGUGUGUAUGCUGACUGGCUGCCAGUUUAUUUUUUCGUACACCAUGCGUGUGCACCGCUUGUUGAAAGAGUAAUAAAUUCCAUUCUUAAAUGGUCUUCUUCGAUUUGCUUUAAAUGUUUGUGCAUCUGUACCUACCUUUCCUCGCUCCCUCUCUGAAUGUGUGUUUUUUUCUUAAUUGUACACCUCGUUUUUUGUGUCUUUUCUGUACAAUUAAAAUAUUUAGACGCACGCAGAAGAUGAACAAGCUAAUGAACCUCGUUCGGGGUCAUAAGAACCACCAGCAGCAGCAGCAGCAAUAUCACACAAUUCGUCAUCCACUCUAAACUCACAAAGAUUAAUGUCCGAUGCUUUAGAUGCUUAUCAAUUUCAACUUCAACAGAUUAUGAAAACUUUUACUGCCGGCAUUUUUUUUAUCGUUCAUUCGUAUUCGGUUACUCAAAAGAAUGAAAAGAAGUAAAAAAAAUAAAUAAAAAAAAAAUACCGUUCUCCAGCCGGUCAAAUUUUGUAAAGAAAUGUGGAGUAGAAAAGAAGGAAAAUGAAUUAAACGAUGCAUACAAAGCUUUCCAAUAAAUCACGAUGAGCAUAAUUUGAAUCACAUUUUGACUAAAUUGACCGAGAGAUUAGUUGUUGUUUUUUUCUUCGUUCGCAUGUGUUUUUCUUUGUUGUUUCUUGCUCGCUUUUGACAGACGGCACUAACUGAUCGCCCAAGAUUAAUAUACAACACAAUAAAACUUGCUUAUGUUUCGUGUUAUUUAUUAUCCAUUUGGCAAAUGAAUUCAUAAAUUAGUUUGCAGUAGCUUUUGUUACUGACACACCAUAUCAGCCGGUGACUGAGUCUAGCCACUCGACCGAUUAUUGAACCACUCAGAAUUUGAUUGUCUACAUUUUUUGCAUCAAAUGAGCUGAUCUGGAGGUUUUUGUUAAGCAGCUCACAAAUGACCAUUUGAACUUUGUCAAAGUACAAUCAACUGAGUGCUAAUUCAUUGGAAGUUAAAGUCUCGCAACGAAAUGAACAUAAUGUAACGAUUUAAGAAUUUGAUUCAUCUGUCAUCAAGUUGUUUGAUGAUGAGAAGAAGAGAAACACUUGCAUCGCGUCUCUUACAAUCAAAUUGAGUGUAUUAACGAUGGAAAAAAUGCCACUGACACCAAUUUGCUAAUUAUUAACACGUCAAAUCGUCGGAGCUGUAGCUCAACGAAGGACAUGAACAUUACUAAGAAGAACAUUAUACUAUGGAAUCCUCCGUAUCGUGACUGGCUAACAACACUCCAGAGGCCAAGUUUUAUUUCAUUUGUGUGUUACAUUUUUGCUCGGUGCAUGUGAAUUAUUCAUGUUUGCAAACGUUUUAUUAGUUGAAACUUUGGCAAAGAGGACGGAGGCAAGCCGCUGCUGGUUGAUAAAUUAGAUUCGUUUCGAAAGGGUUUCCGACACCGUGCACAGAGAAAGAAACAAGGUCUAACUCUCAGACAUUCAUUGGCGUUGCGACCGAAACGUGUGGAGUGCAACAACAGUGACAUUGAAAUAUUAAGAGAUCAUUUCAUCAAACGUACCGUGAUCAAUCGACAAAAAAACCACUCACAAUUAGCCGUCGGUCCGUGACUGUUUGCCGUGUGAGGUGAGGCGAAUAGAUAACAAUAGCAAAACAAAACACACACAAAACAAAUAGAGGAAAAAAAUGUGAAUCGCCACCAACUACAAUAAUUUGAAUGCGCUAAUAAAUGCAGAUAUAAUGAGAAAACCUCACAAGUAUUCGACGAUUUGGAUACGCUUGAUAGGUGCAGGAAAGUCGAAAGCAAUUCACACACGACCAAUAAAUUUUAAGGUGCCGUCGUUAUCAUCAUCGAUAGCAUCAUUAACUGUGAAAGAGUCUGACAACUGUGUGGCCGUGCUUUGAAAGCAGCUACAGCAAAUUACAGUGGUGGAAAAUUGAAGGGAAAAAUUAAGAAUUCCAAACGCACACCAACCACGCGUCGAUCAACAACAACAACAAUACACGACAAUUAGUGAAAAUUAAACAAGUUUUUAGAUUUAAUACAAGAGAGAAAAUAAGAAAAUGAAAAUGUUCGUUGCACCCAAUUUCGUUCAGCAUAAUCGUUUACUUCGAUUGGUCAUGCUAUUGAUCAUCGUUGGCCUAUCAAUAUUCUUGUACACAUCAUACUAUGCAAAUCAAACCGAACGAUAUAAUCCAACGUCACAACGUUUUCAAAUGCCAUCACUGAUAUCCGUGUCAUCGAUGCUGGAUUCGGAUGGUGGCGGUGGCGGCGGUGGCGGCGGUGGCGUUGACAAUACAUUCCAGAGCAAUGCAAUUGACGACAACAGCAUUAGUAGCAGUAACAAAUUGAUUGAGCCAUCGGGCGUCGGUCCACAAUUAAAACAACAGUUGCUAGGCAACACAAAUGAUAAUUUAAGUAAUAGUUUAGCGCAUUUUAAUGUCAAUAAUAAUGUACAGCAAGCUAAUUUGGCAGGUGAUGGAUCAAAUUCAUCCGAUCUACCAUCAUCAUCGUCAUUAUCACUUCCAGCGUCUAUAGCGGCAGCGGCCAUAUUUCAACCAAAAAACAUUUCUAAUAAUAAUAGCUCAUCGUAUGCACCAACGUCAAAUGUGAUGCCCGUAGGAAAAGUGGCCGAAAGUGUAUCCGAUCAACAACAACAACAGCAGCAACAACAAAAGCAAUCAUCAGCAUCGGCCAUAAAUAGCAAUAGUCAUCAGAAUACGAGCGUCAAAACGCCACAUCUGGAUACGGCAAAUGGCGUGCGUACAAGUGAUUUGUACGAAUCUGGUCAUUUUGAAGCAAACAGCGAUCUAUGCGGUUCCGAUGCUGGCGAACACAUACGUUUGUUAAUUUUGAUAACAUCGGCGCCGACGCAUCGCGAUGCUCGUCUUGCCAUCCGCCAAACAUGGGGCCAUUAUGCGUCACGGCGUGACAUUGCAAUGGCAUUUGUGCUCGGUGCAACGAACAUUCAAUCGAUUGAAGAUUCGCUGGAAGCCGAAUCCUAUAUGUACAGUGACAUUAUUCGUGGUCGUUUCAUAGAUAGCUACAACAAUUUAACAUUGAAAACCAUUUCAUCGCUGGAAUGGGUCGAUACGUACUGCUCACGUGCAGCAUAUAUACUCAAAACCGAUGACGAUAUGUUCAUCAAUGUACUGCGAUUGAUGGCAUUCAUCGAUAAACAUCGACUGGAAGAACGACAAAAAAUCAUUUUUGGAAGACUAGCAAAAAGAUGGAAGCCGAUUCGUAACAAACGUUCCAAAUACUAUGUAUCGCCGCAACAGUAUUUCCCAUCUGUAUUUCCACAAUUCACAACUGGCCCCGCCUAUUUGAUCAGCGGUUCGGCGAUCCAUGAUUUGUAUACAAAAGCCCUAGAACAAACCUAUUUAAAAUUAGAAGAUGUAUUCACAACGGGUAUCGUUGCACAAUUGGUCAAUGUGAAACGCAUCCAUGUCAACGAAUUCCUAAAUCGUCGCAUCGCAUUUAAUCCAUGCAAUUUACGGAAAGCGAUUAGCAUCCACAUGGUCAAAGCUAAUGAACAAUUUGACCUAUGGAAAAAACUAAUGGACACUAAUACAAAGUGUAAAUAAAUUUUUCAGACUAAGACUUUAGAUAUUUUCCUGACACUAAAGACUAAACUGAGCAACAAAAAAAAAUAGAAGAAGCAGUUGAACAAUAUAAUGUGAAUGAAAGAAAAAAAAACUCUUUGGACGCAGUGAUUGAAUAUCUAUCGACCAAACCAAUUGAUUAAUUUAUGUUAAGAUAUGAUAAACGGAAUUUGUCCCUCCCAAAAAUGAUAUAUAUAUAUAUAUACUAGUAAAAAAAGAGCAUGUCGCGUCAAAAAAAAAAAAAUCAGAGAGAUAGACCGACACAAAACACCGAAAUAUUGGAAUUUCAGUUCUAAAAUUUAAAGCAAAUGAACAAUUCCAGGAGGGAAUGGAUUAUAUUUUUAACUAAAGCAAAGAAACAAUUGCAUCAGCGAUAUGAUAUUUCUAACUCGAAAUUUCACGUCUGUUAAAUGACGAGAAAAAUGCAUGAUAUUAUGGUAUUGCCAACACAUGCGACGUACAUCCAGAAUAGAAAUACUUCUGAGGAAUAUUUGAAAAACUGGAAAAGAAUUAUUUGAAGAGAAAACUGAAAAUAUUUAAAGAAAAAAAAAAUUGGUAUUCCGUUAAAAAAUCAAGCAAAUAACAGUCGUUCGACAAUCGAACGCGAGAAAAUACACAUAGAACAUAAAGUGGGACCAAACCGUAAAUCACAUUCAAUUAUUUGUAUAGCCACGUUUCGGAAGUUGUUGUUUUUUUUUCACUCGUCCAAAUUCUCGUUGGACUAGAUCACACUCUCUUUUUUUUAAGGAAAUGAUACACAAACAAUGAUGACACAACUACUUUGUGUAAUUAAAAACUGGCAAUAAAUUUUUUUUCUUAAAAAAGGCAAAAUUACAACUUCUCUUUAGAAAAAAAUGACAAAUAGAGACAAGUCAGAUUCAAUGUUAAUCAUCAAAACACUCAUUUUGCACUCAGUUGACAUUUAUGGAAAAAUAGAAAGAGCAACAAGAAAAAGCCGUAAAACACACGACAAUAAUCAAGAAGCAAAAAAAUCAAUGACAAAAAACAAAA
Molecule: messenger RNA, 5248 nt
Organism: Sitodiplosis mosellana (orange wheat blossom midge)
Lineage: Eukaryota; Metazoa; Arthropoda; Insecta; Diptera; Cecidomyiidae
Product: beta-1,3-galactosyltransferase 5
Exons: 7
Coding region: 2696-4219 (507 amino acids)
Cellular component (GO): membrane
Molecular function (GO): hexosyltransferase activity
Source: RefSeq, a predicted model, not a curated record